Messenger RNA from Helianthus annuus (common sunflower), 5697 nucleotides. RefSeq lists its product as uncharacterized. The transcript has 16 exons. Lineage: Eukaryota; Viridiplantae; Streptophyta; Magnoliopsida; Asterales; Asteraceae. Gene Ontology annotation, molecular function: DNA helicase activity. The record is from RefSeq and is a predicted model, not a curated record. Gene Ontology annotation, biological process: telomere maintenance; DNA repair. The coding region runs from base 1 to 5697 and encodes 1898 amino acids.
AUGUCAGAGAUACUGCCAAGACUUCCUGCAAAAUGUGUAGGUCGUGCAAAGAAGUUUUGGCUUGCUGGUGAUAUUGUCAUAAUUCGAUUUGAUGUGAAUACAGAGACGUUGUCAGAAAUAGGGUUUCCAUAUGUUGGCAAUGGUGAAACAUGUCAGGGGAACUUGGUUAAUAUGAAUAACAAACUUCACGUGUUUGUUAGUCAUGGGUUUAUAGAUAUGGCUGUGGAUCUAUGGCGUUAUGAAGAUUGGGGUGAGGUUUAUGAAAUAGAUUUGAACAAGAAGACAUGUGACCUUUUCAUACCAAGCGAUUGGAAUCAUGCUAUACGGACAGCAAUUGUCGCUUUCUUUCUUCGAAUUUUGUUUACCAUAAAAAUCAUCAUAUUGAGUAGCUUUGGAGAGCCAGUUGGAGAAUUAAGUUGUCAUAAUGUUACUUUUGUUGUUGCUUCUAUUUUGAUAUAUGUAUCAGAAGGUGUUGAUAUGAGUGCACCUAUAUCAACUGAUUCCGAUUCAAUUUCUUCGGUCCCUUCGCAUGAAACGUCAGCAUCUACACGUGUUGAAUGUCGUAGGGGCCGUGGACGUAUGGGCCGUCCUCGAUUGCGGGAGCGACUUCCUGUUGUGACGCCUGAUGUUGCAUCCUUUGGUAGUUCUAGCAGAAGUCUGGUACGCUAUAUGCGUAUGCCAAAUGAAAAUAUAUCUUCUAAUGCAACGACUGAAGUAGGGCGUAGACGGACGGGCCAAAUGGGUCGUCCUCGAUUACGUGAUCGCCCUUCUGAUUUAACAUGUGAAGCUACAAGUACUCAAAGACGUUGCAAUGUUGAUCGUAUCAACAGAGGUGUUGUGCAUUAUACCAGUAGAACAAAUGGAGCUGCACAAUCUUCAUUAGGUUCAACGGUUUCACAAACAUCUGGAUGUCUACAUUCGAAUCAGGUGGAAAUACCUUCCCGUGCAAACGUCUUUCAAGACGAAAACAGACAUCGGCGAUGUCCGUCGUAUUGGGAUAUCGGUGAUGCAAACCAUAGUUGUGUUCAUUGUGGAUCUAUGCUUUGGUAUGAGGAACGAACUAUUAAAAGUUUAACUCCUCGUGUUCCAAGUUUUUCAUUAUGUUGUAGUGAAGGAAAGGUUUGCUUGCCAUUUCUUCGACAUCCUCCUCAAACAUUGGGUCGUCUUCUUGAUUACAAUGGGGAAUCACGAUCUCGAGUGUUUAGAGAAAACAUAAAGCUUUUAAAUGCGAUGUUUGCAUUUACCUCAACCGGUGGGAGAAUAUCUACGGAUUUAAAUGAUGGUCGUGGGCCUUAUACAUUCCGUUUGAAUGGCCACAAUCAUCAUAAUAUUGGAUCAUUGUUGCCUAUGCAUCCUGAUGAACGCCCUAGAUUUGCUCAAUUGUACGUUUAUGACACGGAAAAUGAGAUCGAUAAUCGCUUUUAUGCUUUGCGAAAUUGUGUGUCACCAACGUCUGAUCAAGUCAUCCUGCGCACAUUAGUGAAUGACUUGCUGUUGAUGGUUGAUGCGAACAAUGCAUUGGUGCAGGCUUUUAGGAUGGCACGUGAAAGGUUUAAUGACAACUCAAUGCAACGUCUUACGCUUCGCUUGCUUGGUACGCGAAAUAGAAGAGAAGGACAAUAUUCUUUGCCUACUGUUCCUGAAGUGGCUGCAUUGAUUCCAGGUGACGGAAAUUCUACGGACUCACGUGAUAUUAUUAUUGACAAACGUGGUAGUCGUAGUGCAAAGCGUAUAUCUGAAUUGCACCCAAGUUUUAUGGCGUUGCAGUAUCCUUUGUUGUUUCCGUAUGGAGAAGAUGGAUUCCAUCUUAAUAUUCCUCUAUGUAAUAUAUAUGCAUCAAGUAGGCGGCAAUCGGUUUCAUUAAGAGAAUAUUAUUCUUACCGUUUACAACUUAGGAGGAAUGAAGGUAAGACAUUACACAAAUCUGGCCGUUUAUUUCAGACGUAUGUUGUGGACUGUUAUUCAGCUAUCCUUGAACAUGAGAUGAAUUGGUUUAAACAAAACCAAAACACUAUUCGUUCGGAUUUGUAUAAUGGUUUAUAUGAUCGUAUCGCUGAUAGUGAAACAAGUUGUAAAGCAGUUGGUCGACGUGUUAUCCUGCCAGCAACAUUUGCCGGUGGACCAAGAUAUAUGAUUCAACAGUAUCAAGAUGCAAUGGCUAUUUGUCGUUGGGCUGGGGCUCCGGACCUUUUUAUUACUAUGACAUGCAAUUCAAAAUGGCCGGAAAUUACCCGACACAUUCAAGCAACAACCCCUGGCAUGAGUGCAUCCGACCGCCCAGACAUUGUUGCCCGUGUUUUCAAAACUAAACUUGAUGAACUUAUCAAAGACAUAAGGAAAAGGAAUAUUUUUGGACACCCGAAAGCAGUUAUCUAUACAAUCGAGUUUCAGAAACGAGGACUUCCACACUCUCAUAUUCUGCUUUUUUUACAACCUGAAGAUAAGAUUAAUACGGUUGACAAUAUCGAUAAAUAUAUAUCUGCUGAGCUUCCUUCGGAGGUGGAAGACCCUAUAGCUUUCGGUAUUGUUCGUACGCAAAUGAUGCAUGGUCCAUGUGGUUUGCUAAACCCUUCAAGUCCUUGUAUGCAUAAUGGUGUAUGUAGUAAAGGGUACCCAAAGAAUUAUUGUGAGGAGACAUUCAUCCGAAAUGAUGGUUGGCCGUGUUAUAAGAGGCCCAAUAAUUCAAGAGUUGUUAAAGUUGGUUCUCAAGAUAUUAAGCUUGAUAAUCGGUAUGUUGUUCCGUAUAACCGUGAAUUGUUGGUGAAAUAUGGUUGUCACAUUAAUGUUGAGUGGUGCAACCAAGGGAUGUUAGUCAAGUAUCUGUUUACUUAUAUAAACAAAGAUCCAGAUCGUGCAACUGUGGUUUUGGAAGGUGCUCAAAAUAGGACAACGUUUGCGUCCUUAUUACAUAAUGAAAAUGAAAUUGAGGAAUAUUUAAAUUGUCGGUAUAUAUCUUCUAUUGAGGCAUGUUGGAAGAUUUUUGAAUUUGAAAUGAAGUACCGUGAUGUUGCUGUUGAGCGAUUACCUUUUCAUGAGGAAGGGUGUAAUAGAGUGUAUUUUCAUGAUAAUGAUGAGGUUGAGGAAGUUGCCCAACGUGCUACUGCUAGCAUGUCAAAAUUUACUGAAUGGUUUCGUGCAAAUGAAAGGUUUCCGCAUGGUCGUUCUUUGACAUAUGUAGACUUUCCAACAAAGUUCACUUGGCAUGAAAAGGAGAAGGAGUGGUUGCUACGACAUAGGACGACUUGUAUUGGCCGCAUUUAUUAUGUGAGCCCAUCGAUGGGUGAAAAGUAUUACCUCCGUAUGUUAUUAAAUGUUCAACGUGGGCCAUUAAGCUUUAAAGACAUUCGUACGGUUGAUGGUGUUGAGCAUCCAACUUAUAUGUCUGCUUGCAAUGCGUUGGGUUUGUUAGGAGAUGAUGUUGAGUGGGUAGAUUCAAUACGUGAAGCUUCUCAAUGGCAGUUGGGGAAUCAACUUCGUUAUUUAUUUGUCUGCAUUCUAUUGUUUUGUACGGUUAGUAAUCAACGGAGGUUAUUUUUUGAUUGUCUACCUUACUUAUCAGAUGAUAUUGCUUACAAUCGACGCACAAUGCUGCAGAAUGAUGAUGUGGUAUUCACAGAUGAAGAGAUUCUCAAUUAUACAUUGAUUGAGAUUGAAAGAUUUUUAAUUGGUCAUGGUAAAAGUUUAUUAGAUUUUCCUAAUUUUCCUCAAAUUGAUCGUCAAUUGGUUGAUACUAUGGAAAAUCGGUUGAUUAUGGCUGAGCGCACCUUCAAUAUUGAAGAAGAAAUGACGCUUUUUCAUAAUUUAUUUCGUGGAUUGAAUGCUGAACAAAGGGAGGUGUUUGAUUAUGUUUGUGAUUGUGUUGAUAGACGGACGGGUGGUGCUGUUUUUGUUUUUGGUAGUGGAGGGACGGGAAAAACGUAUUUAUGGAAGACUCUCAUUUCCUGUUUUCGUUCACGUGGCCAAAUCGUCUUGUCUGUUGCUUCUUCUGGGAUUGCCUCUCUUCUACUACCUGGUGGUCGUACAGCGCAUUCGCGUUUUAAGAUUCCCUUUGAACUUGAUAAGGAUUCUUGCUGCUCGAUUGAUGUUGGGACGGAUCUUGCUGGGCUGAUUAAUGAUGACGCGCUUAUAAUAUGGGAUGAGGCACCGCUGCAACAUCAUUAUGCAUUUGAAGCGGUUGACCGUACUUUUAGAGAUAUUUGUCGAAAUAAUAUACCAAAUGCAGACCGUCGAGUAUUUGGAGGGAAAUGUGUCGCUCUAGGAGGAGACUUUCGACAAAUUCUUCCUGUUAUUCCGCUUGCUCCGCGUAGUGAGAUUGUUGCUUCGGUUGUGAAUAAGUCAUCGACUAUAUGGGGUGCGUGUAAGGUGUUUUCUUUAGCGAUUAAUAUGCGGUUGAAUAGUUCAAGUGUUAAUGACGAUGUUGUAAUACAACAUCGAGAUUUCAAUAAGUGGAUUUUAGAUAUGGGGUCUGGUCGUCUUCCUGCAAUUUCGCUAGACGGGGAAGAUGAGAGAACUUGGAUUAAUAUACCUCGCGAUCUAUUGAUUCCUGUUUCAGAUAAUCCUAUUGAAUCAGUUGUUUCAGAUACAUUUCCUAAUAUAGAAGAACGAUUCACUGAUGUUUCUUACCUACAGGAGCGCUGUAUUUUAUCAUCGACUAACAAUGAGGUUGAUACGAUUAAUCUACAUGUUCUUGAUAAGUUGCCAGGUGACAAUCAUGAGUUAUUUAGUCUCGAUUCCAUUUGUGCAAGUACAAAUAAUAUUGAAGAAAUGCAGGCUAUGUAUCCUACGGAGUUUCUUAAUACUUUACAGUUUUCUGGCUUACCGAAUCACAUAUUAAAGUUAAAGGUUGGGGCACCAAUCAUAUUGCUACGUAACUUGAAUCUCAAGAAAGGAUUGUGUAAUGGGACCCGUUUAGUGGUUACUCAAAUAAGUCGUCGUGUUAUUGAGGGCGUUAUUAUUACGGGUACGCAUGUUGGAAGAAGAGCUUUUAUUUCUAGAAUCGAUAUGACUCCAACUUCUACAUGUUGGCCUUUCCAGUUUAAGAGAAGACAGUUUCCCGUGAAACUAUGUUUUGCUAUGACAAUUAAUAAAAGUCAGGGCCAAACAUUUAAACAUGUUUGUGGUUACUUGGUAAAGCCUGUUUUUUCACAUGGUCAACUUUAUGUGAUUGCCUCCCGUGUUACAUCUCGAGCUGGUCUACGAUUUUAUGUUGAUAAUGAUGGUCCUCAUAAUAUAGAAUGGGACAUCGAUGUUGUGGGUGUUCUUCGUGUGUGGGGUUAUCUUGAUACUGAUUUGCGGUCUUCACAAUCAAAUAAUCGGGAAGUACGACGAAUUGUUUUAUCCGAUGAAGUUGGUAAUAAUCUCAAUGCUUCUUUAUGGGGCCAACUUGCACUUAAGUAUACUGAUGAGGACAUGAGACGCCAUGCCACUAAUGCAGUUGUUGUUGUAUUAACAUCUUGCAAGGUUCGAUUGUUUGAAGUUGCAUCUCAAUUAUAUAUUAACUUGUCAUCACCAGUUUGUGAUGUCUUCAAGACAAUGUUACCGGUGCCUGUUUUAUUUAAAGCUAACACACCACAAAAUGAAGACUCGCAAGUUGUUAGUAUUGCUGAUGUUUAUCGAUCUAUUCAGGCAGGAGUUUAUAAGGGGACAUUUUAUAACAUCUUUGGUACUAUAGUUGAUGUUGAUUUGUUUAAUGAUUAG